UUGAGGAAACGAAGGAAUUGGCCGACACCCGUGUGAUAUGGUGAGGGAGAGGCUGCACGAUGCAGCUACUGACCUUGAACUCACUUCUGAUGUUCGACCUGGUCUUCCUGUUCUUUCUAUUUUUGGUCGGCGUCUCUUGUCUCGCCUACUAUUUACCUGGCUCACGAUUACAACCUAUCGCCCCACAUGAGAUCAUCAAUGCUAGAGUACCACCAAGUGCAAACGCACCCGUCGACGAUGUUUAAGAAUGCCAAUGAAGACCGUUGGCGGCGCCGGCUUAGGAGUCGUUGCGGGAGACAUAAUUGCUCUCAGAGGUACAGGAUUGGCUGCAGCGGAGACUUGGGCUCUUUUAUGCCAGGCUGCCCAGGCCCUCCAAGACCUUUUUUUAUCAAAUGGAGGAGUGGUGGGUGGCUCGAGGGCGGGCCCAGUGGUCACACCACAUACGAUUGAGCUGACAGCCCGCGGCCGGGUGCAGCUGCUCCAGGCGCCCCCGGAGACCGCCAGGGCCUAUUUACCGCCCGAGUACAGGCCCGGACGAAUAUACUCGGACACAGACUCGGAAAAGAUGUGGAUGUACUCUCUAGGUAGGGCUCUGCUGGACACGACACCGAGGGCCACGGCGCUUACGGGCACCGUAUCAGUCUCACCCUCUUCAGCACUGCAGUCGGUGCUUGCUGCAAUGACCGAGCCGGAUCCACGACGCCGAGCAUCACUCAUGAAUUUGCUUGAUGUGAUAUCUGAGUACUGUAGAACGAGGCUACAAUCCCAGCCGUUCACCCACGUUGUCAUGGACAUGUAUAGGGAAGUGGUGCGCUCGGCCCAGUAUGGUGCUCGCAGACGAGCAGUGCUGCAAUCAAUACGCAGUCUGCCAUCCGUACCCACUCAGCAGCAGCACCAUCAGCAACAAAAACACACUCUGGGACCGAAAGCGGUACCAACGCUUCAGAAUCCACCGAAGACGACCCCGCAGACAUCGAGACAUCGCGCUGCAAAGGGAGCGCUAUUCAAGGCCCAAUCGAGGAACUCGAGAUCUCAGCCAAAUCUUUUAAGUCUUACAGACUCGGACUACGCUGCCGUAACAGCGAGGACGACGACAAAAUGCAGUGCCACUGGCGAUAUCUACGAGUACUACGUCGUCGAUGCCCGCAAUCUCCACCAGCGCACCAACUCUCAGCCCGACUGUUGUACUGGUGAGCGGAUAGAUAAAAUGAUGUCUCAAGCAAAGAGUAGCACGAAUUUGCCAGCGAUAACUGAUACCAUCAACGACGCCGACAUUCAGGAUACCAGCAUCCCCCAAUAUGGGGAUCCGAUCUACGCGCUGCCUGUAAAACCAUUCCUCAGUUCACAGGACGUGUGCAACACCACGAAAAAAUUUUUGCGGCCGGAAUUUUCUGCGCUACCAACCAAUAAAGGCCGAAUUUGUUAUGAAAACUGUAGAGAUUUUGGUGUGGGAACUACCAUCACGCAGCCAACCGUCUCAAGAUGUUUUGAAAGUAUCGUUACUCACAAGCAGCAACAGCAAACUCACGUGGAGGACCUCUAUGCAACAUCGACAAAGAGCCGUUCCGGGCCCAUUGUCUUGCAGCGCCAGCAUUCCAGUCCGCAAUUUCCCUUGAGUCGUUCAUCUUGCAAUCAGGAGCAAAAACGCUGGGAGUUUGCAAAUUCCAUUCCAGACUCUCGUGUUGCUCCCAACCAACAGAUUAAUAGCAAUAACAGUACCAUCAUAACCAGUAGUAUAAGUAACAACAGCAACAUUAAGAACAACAACAAUAAUAGCAACAACAACAAUAAUAACUCCAAAAGUGAAGUAAGUCCGCAAUUACAAAAAAUCGAGCAGCGUGUACAGACGGAGCAAGAGAAAACAAGGUUUGAAGCGAGGUUACCAUACGUGCCACGGGGACCACCACCACCAAAACCACCACGGAUAAACACGAGUCUAAAGAAAGCCCAGGCAGCUCAGACGGCCCUUGAGACCGAAAAACUACAGAGGGACGUAAAAAAUGGACCAAGAGCACGAAGAGGUCAGGCAGUUCAGAGAGCUCCAUCACGUCUUUAUAGAACUGUAAAUGGUCCAGCCAGGUCCUUCAAUAAAACGCAGUGUGUUGGACCGGAAUUUGUAGUACGAGCUAAUCAACCGAUAAAACUACUGACUGUCGGGGAUUUCAAGAUGAGCAACGUUGGACGUUUGACUGUGAUACUUUUGACAGGUCAACGGCUCGAAGUCACGUGUGACCCGCAAAAAGUAACCGCAGGCGAGCUAUUUCAAGCGAUUGUGCAAACGGAGGGCAUAGAAGAGAACUUCACUUUGGGAUUAGCAGCUUUAUUGGCUGGGGACUUUGCAAUGUUACCUUCUAUUACGAAAUUGAAUAAAGUCGCACCCCCUGGUUGGUUAAAUGGCGGGAAGAACAAAGGCCCAUUAGGACUUUCAACAAAUUUUAUGCUUUACUUGAGACUCCGCUUUUUUUUACCGUCGCUCCGAGGAGUAAGAAGCUGGACUUCGAAGCACUUGUUGUAUUUGCAACUACGUCGGUGUAUUUUAGAGCAACAGUUAGUCUGCCCUUUAUCGCAGUUAAUCAAUUUAACCGGACUUGCUCUCCAGGCUGAAUUUGGAAACUAUAAUACAAAUAUGAGCAACGUUGGACGUUUGACUGUGAUACUUUUGACAGGUCAACGGCUCGAAGUCACGUGUGACCCGCAAAAAGUAACCGCAGGCGAGCUAUUUCAAGCGAUUGUGCAAACGGAGGGCAUAGAAGAGAACUUCACUUUGGGAUUAGCAGCUUUAUUGGCUGGGGACUUUGCAAUGUUACCUUCUAUUACGAAAUUGAAUAAAGUCGCACCCCCUGGUUGGUUAAAUGGCGGGAAGAACAAAGGCCCAUUAGGACUUUCAACAAAUUUUAUGCUUUACUUGAGACUCCGCUUUUUUUUACCGUCGCUCCGAGGAGUAAGAAGCUGGACUUCGAAGCACUUGUUGUAUUUGCAACUACGUCGGUGUAUUUUAGAGCAACAGUUAGUCUGCCCUUUAUCGCAGUUAAUCAAUUUAACCGGACUUGCUCUCCAGGCUGAAUUUGGAAACUAUAAUACAAAUGAGCAUGGCUGUGGUGAUUAUUUUUUGUUGGAACAUUAUGUACCCGAGUCAUUAAUUUUAAAUUCUGAGGAGCAACAGUAUCGUCAUCCAGAAUUACCUGACAGUGGCGAAGAAUUACGCAAGCGGUUACAACAAUCUCAUCGUGAGCGGCGAGGUUUGGAUGCUAACAAAGCAGAAGAAAUGUUUGUAACACAUGCUCAAAUGUUGACUGAUUACGGAGCCCAUUACUAUAUCGCCACAGUCGAUACAAAAGAGAUUGAUAAAAUCGUUGCUCGACAAAAAAAGUUUGCUAACCAGAAUCAACAGCCGGACACAGAAAAACAACGUCAGCAAGAUGUUUACAUCGAAUCAGAGAACAUUUAUGACAUCGAAAAAUGCUCAGACUAUCCAAUUUAUGGAAAAAUAGAUUUUAAUAGCUCGGAAACUCAAGAACAAAAUCUUGAAGGUAGUCCUUAUACUGAUGAGCAAAAGAUUAUGAUGUCAAAAAGCCCAACUAAUACGGAAGAUCAAAUACACUCAUCAAUGAAAAAAACAUCAGAUGAUGAUAAUAAUAAAAAUGCCAAUAUAAGUAACAAUAAGAGUACUAGUAAAACAAAUAAAUUUAAAAGAAGUGAUAGUAAUGUAUGGCUUGCCAUUCACUCUGAAGGGUUAAAAAUCUUCGAAAGAGGUGGCCGGUUACGAGAAAGACUUGAGCUUGCAAAAUUUCAGUGGAAAGAUAUUCAAACUCUUAGUUAUGGAAAAAAUUAUUUAAUGGUGUAUACAAGGAUAAAUGGAAAGCGCUGCAAAUUUAAACUCAGAAUGGAUCACCGAAAGAGUUAUUAUGCUUUUAUGCUAACAUCAUUGCACCAUCAGUUUUUUCUAAAACUUCGUUCUGAACUAACAUCACUUCAGGGUUUAGUAAAAGACUUUGGUGUACCGUUGGUGCUAGAACCAAACUCACCACAGUCGAAAACAAAAGCCGAAAGUGCCAAAACAAAAAUUUCGAUAGCUGAUACAGUUAAAAAACAGCAGCUGUUGAACUACCCAAUACGAAUUGAAGAACAGCAGAAUAAAGAGAAUGAGAAUCCAUUAAAAGAUACAGAAGACAAAAAGCUAGAGAUGAAUGGCACAACAACAGUAGAUUCACCCUCUACAAGUCCUGAUGAAAAUGUAUUAUACGCCCAAGUAAACACUCGACUAGAGCCUGAAGGUGAAUCUCGUGACACGGAAGACGAGUCGGACCGUGCUUCUAUCGUAAAUAAGAAUAUUCUUUCGCAACCAAAUAUCAAGGGUUUGAAAGUAUUUGAUCAGACUGAGAGUGAUAGAUUAUAUAAUUAUGCAAAUAUUGGAAUUCCUUAUGCAGAUGAAAAGGAAGAGUAUGUUUAUACUAUUCCAAAGUCCUUUUCAACAAAGGAUGUGGAUGAAUUGAAUGAAAAAAUUGAAAAUCCUGAAGAUCUGUAUGCAGCGAUAAAUAAAUCAGGACUGCCGAAAAAAAAAGAUUUUACAGUGCCUAACGAUGAACAAUGGAAAGAAAUAAUAGUUAAGAAGAAUGUAAACGUGGAAAAAAUGGGUUCAUCGAUUUUUGGAGCUGAUCGACUAAAUAAAAAUAAUAUUUCUCACAGCAUAUUUCGAGGUCUUGAAGUAAAAACGGAUAGUCAAUCUAUGUACGGUAGCCUUGUACAGCAAAACCCUAACACCACAGAUGACUUAGAUCUAAUGUCUCUCAAAUCAGAGACUACGUCAGAAAAAUCAACUGGUUCCCCUAUGCCUGAAGCUUAUGUACUUAACACAGAUCUUCGAACAGCUGAGGAGACAUUUAGGAUACCAAAUGAAACAAUGUCGACAUCUUUGAUCGCAAGGCUAGACGAACUUUCUUUUGCCGAAGAACGAAUCCUACGAACCAUUAAGCUAGAAAGAGGCCACGGUGGUAGUAUAGGUCUGCAAGUGACGGAGGGUAACGAUGGUGGAGUUUAUGUUCAGGCAGUUUCGGUUGGAGGCUCUGCCGAUAUGGCUGGAAACGUGAAUAAAGGUGAUAGAAUAGUCGCGAUAAAUGGACAGAAUUUACUAAACCUUGGAUAUGAAGAAUCUCUAAAGUUAUUGCAAAGUUCAUCUGAAACAGUUGAACUUGUAUUAUCUCAAGUUGUGCAAAUGUGUGAUGAAAAUAUCCAGGACUCCAACGAUAAUAAUUACUUACCAAGCCUGAGAUUUAACGUUUCUUCUGAAAUUGAUCAUUCUGCUAUCAUGUCGUCAAAAUGGUUACAAAAAACUGUAGAUGUUGCUUCUGUACAAAAUACAUCUAGUGCUUAUAGUAGCGCAGCAUCGAGUGCAAUGGGAAAUCACAAUAUCAAUAGUCUUUACGUUCCUGACAUUGAUGAAACUAACACAAUUCAGUCAGCGAGUAUGUUAUUAAGCUUAGAAGACUUAGAUGUCAGUCGUACAAGUACUCAACAGGUCUUUAUUUAAUAAUAUGAGUCUUCACUUCCACCGCCAAUACCACCACGCCGUAAAAGAUGUAAAAGUGAGGUAGCAAGGCAUCUGAAUUCCAUUCAA
Copidosoma floridanum is the source of this 5614-nucleotide messenger RNA. RefSeq lists its product as uncharacterized. NCBI's taxonomy places the organism in Eukaryota, Metazoa, Arthropoda, Insecta, Hymenoptera, Encyrtidae. Gene Ontology annotation, cellular component: cytoskeleton. Gene Ontology annotation, molecular function: protein binding. The record is from RefSeq and is a predicted model, not a curated record.